UCUCCGUCUCUGUGGCCUCCCUGCCUCAAGCGGCCUUUUUGCCGAAGGGUCCGCCCCAAGCUCUAUCUAUGGAAGACGCGCGGAGAAGGAGCGGCCUGUGCGACGUCGUGUGCGUGCGUGGGAACGCCGUCGCUCCCAGAAUCCUUUUCUGUUCCAAGAUGGCGGCAUCUCCCUCUUUGCGGUGAGGUCGGCGGAGGCGAAAGUGGUUGGGCGACAGCUGAGGGGAGAAAAAUACAUUAGCGAGAAAGCCCUGAAAGGAAAGAGCUGCCCCACCCACCGCUCCCCGCCGAAGAAGCCAUGGCCGCAGUGGUGGCCAAACGCGAAGGCCCCCAGUUCAUCAGCGAAGCGGCUGUCCGGGGAAAUGCAGCCAUCCUGGAUUAUUGCAGGACGUCCGUCUCCGCUCUCUCGGGAGCCACCGCCGGCAUUCUCGGCCUCAACGGCCUCUACGGCUUCAUCUUCUACUUCCUGGCCUCCGUCUUACUCUCCGUGCUUCUGGUGCUCAAAGCCGGGCGGCGAUGGAGCAAAUAUUUUAAAUCCCGAAGGCCUCUCUUUACCGGAGGACUGAUCGGGGGGUUAUUCACAUAUAUUCUCUUCUGGACUUUCCUCUAUGGCAUGGUACACGUUUACUAGGUGGAGGAAGGAGGCAUCCUAGUCAGAACAAGCUCUGAGGAGAGACAAGCCCGCUCCUCUCGGUUGCCCUAGAGCCGGGGAUCCUGGCCCAUUGCUUGCACUCUUCACACACGCUCCCUAACAUACGUCAGAAAGGCAAGCCUGCUCAUGAAACAGAAUGUGAAACGCUGCCCCCCCCACCCUUCAGAUUU
This is a messenger RNA of Notechis scutatus (mainland tiger snake), 821 nucleotides long. RefSeq names its product ER membrane protein complex subunit 6 (gene EMC6). The record is from RefSeq and is a predicted model, not a curated record. Gene Ontology annotation, cellular component: membrane; endoplasmic reticulum; EMC complex. Gene Ontology annotation, biological process: autophagosome assembly; protein folding in endoplasmic reticulum. Lineage: Eukaryota; Metazoa; Chordata; Lepidosauria; Squamata; Elapidae.